Molecule: messenger RNA, 3052 nt
Organism: Manihot esculenta (cassava)
Lineage: Eukaryota; Viridiplantae; Streptophyta; Magnoliopsida; Malpighiales; Euphorbiaceae
Exons: 3
Coding region: 913-2952 (679 amino acids)
Biological process (GO): asymmetric cell division
Source: RefSeq, a predicted model, not a curated record
GUCUCUCAUGCCUGUGGAGAUAACAUUGCACGGGGUCUUAGUCUAGCAAAGCAUCCAAUCAGCCAGAGAUUAUUCAGCACCAACACCAGCAAAAGCGACAUCGUCUUCAAAAGUUGGGUUCCUUUAGCUAGAUUCUUGCUUUUCAAAUAUUAAAACUGUCAGAAGCGCAAAUUUUUUUCCCUUUCCUUCCAUUUCCUCUUUUGGAAAAUCGAAGCAAUAAGCUAGUAUUAUCGCUGGUUUCUUUCCCUUGGACUUUCUUUUACGCUGUGCUAGCGUUUGUGGUGAAAUGGGUCAUUUCUAUUGAUGGCAUUUAUGCUUCAGAGGCCGUCAUCCAAUGAGUAGUAUAUUCUUGCGCUCAAGUGCGCAUUUUUGGGGUUCUUCCUUUAUAUGUUAUGAGAAUUGAGAACGAGCUUUUUCUUGAGAAAUGCAGUGAGUUUAUUUUUUUGCUUGUGAAUCUCUCGCGCUGUGAAUUUUUUUUUCCCAUUUUAUUCUUUGAAAUGGGAUUUUAUUUUACUUGAAUGAGUUUAGGAAUGGACUGAGGAACGGAUUGGGAUUGGUUCUUUUUCCUGAAGUUCAGCUAUUUAGUAAUUGACUAUUGCUACAGGGAGUUUUAUAAUUCAGUGGAUUGUUAUUUAUGUCGGAGUAUCAAAUGCCGGGAACAUAGACAAGGGAAAAUACUCGAUUCGUUCAAUUGUUAUUGUGUUUCCAUUCUGUGGAAGCAGUUCCCAGUCUGCAACUCGCUAUUGGAUUUUAUAAUUUUAGGGCUUCACAUUCUUUAGUUUAGAAAUGGCUAUUUGUGUUGGAAGUAAUGGAAAUUGUAGUCCUGGGAUUUUUUCUGGCCGAAACUGGUAAAAAGAGGAAGAUAUUGUUGUGGAAUUUGGUAGUAUUUUUGUCUUUUCUGGGAUAGCAGAAAUGGAUUUAUGGGUUUUUGGAGCAGCUGCCGCUGCUGGAUACAUUGCUAAACAUUGGCAAUGUGUUUCAAGGGAUAGGAAUAGUUUAUUGGGGCAUGGGCCUUCCAAAUGUGAGAAAAAUGAAACCCCCAGCUGCCCCAUCCGGAGAUUGACUCGGAGAAGGAAGAUGGCAGAUAAUAUGUCUACACAUGAGAGAUUGUCGGAUAAGUACAAGAUAGAUGGCACUUCAGAACCAGAAGGUUCUUCUAGUGGUUAUGAGAACAAUGGACUUCCGUCGUCAAGGUUGCCACUUGGAUUGUCGACAGAUGAAAACCCGAGAGAAGGUGAGGGUGGUCGAGAGUUGAGUGGUGAUAUGGGUAAUAAUUCUUGUAGGCCUUGUACCGGUGAAGUAGAUACUUUUCAUGAUUCUACAAGGAAAACAAGCUCUCUUAGAACCAAACAUAUAUAUGGCCAUGUUAUUAAACCUUUAAGUUCCCUAGAAAGUUGCGUAAUGGCUCAUUUGUACAAGGAACACGCUAACAUGGAAGAGUAUGUGCUCAGUGUCUUUCCUUCAUCAUCUACAACUAUGAGGCCCCUGCUUGUAACUGAUGGAAACCAAACUAUUAACGGAGUGAAUGGUCAUUCUUCCAGUGCACAGAUCAGUGCUGAAAUUAACAGGCUGCAUAAAGAAGAAGAUGGGCGUGGGGUUCCACCCCUGCCAAAAAUCAGCAUGUUGGAUGUCCCCAAUAAGAUUAAAUCUAAGACAGGAAAUGAGCAUGAUAAAAGAUACAACAAUUUCCACAAAGCAGGCAGUGAAAGACACUUUGAGUCUCCAAAUGGGUCACCUGAUCAGACAAUUUUAUUUUGUCUGGGUGUUUGUGUUGGCAUAGCCUCUUCUCUCCUAGCUAAUAGAAGAGAAGUAGACAAAUUAAAAAAUUUGUUGAAGCAGACUGAGAACUUGGUUCAAGAUCUCCAAGAGGAACUUGAGAUGAAAGAUUCAUUGUCAGUGAAAGAGUUGGUUGAUGAGAACUAUGAAUCACAGGGUACAUGUGAGAACUCAUUUCAGUACAGGGCACUGAUUCCAGAUGUUUUUGUACAAAUCAUGGAUAGUUCAACAAACAAUGAUGGUAAAGAAUCACUUUAUGAGGAGGCUGAGGAAACUUCAGGAGACAUGAGUAAAAUUGAAGCUGAGCUUGAAGCUGAACUUGAGAGAUUGGCGCUAAACAUGAAUACAUCUAAUUUGGAGAGAAGAUUUUCUGACCUUGUUGAGCAUGACUCGGAUUUUGUAGCAGACUUUGCUCUAGGUGAACUACGUGCAGACAUUUUAAAUAGGCAAACUGUUGUCCAACCUGAAUCAGAUAGAGAUGCAAGUGGUUCCUCAGCAACUUACACUGGAAAUUAUACUGUUUCACCCCGAGAACUGAGCCUGCGUCUGCAUGAAGUUAUUCAAUCCAGACUUGAAGAGCGUGUGAAGAAGCUUGAAAUGGCACUUCAAGACACUGAGAGGAGGCUGCAACUUAGGGAAUCUGAGUGUAAUAAUAUUCCGAUUAAGCUGUCAAACAGUGAACUGAUAUACUCAUCUGGUGAAGACACUGAAGAAAUUUUAAAUUCUAUGGCCCAGCCUCUAGUUAUGAAUUUAUCAGGGGAAGCUCUUGAUGCUUACAAUGAAGCCUAUGAAGAGCUAAUGAAGAUAAAUGAGUCAGAAGAAGAUGAUUCACCAUCCGGGGUUUAUGAAAAUAACCUCCAGGGCAUACAUCCAUUUAGUGAAAGCAUGUUGUGGGGUCAAAAUGGAGCAACAAAUGGUUCCUCGACUCAUGUUACUUGCAACAAAGAAAGACCAUCAAGAGAAUCACACUUAAGUAAGUUAAGGGCAUCAAUAGAGCGUAAUCCAGGGAUUCAAGAAUUGCUUUAUGAUGGGGCAAGUGAAGAUGAAAAGAGUGAUUGCAAUGUUGAGAUAGAGAAGCAGCUGAUACAACAAAUUGUGGAGAAGACAAGGAGAGGUUCUCCCAUAGUGCUAAAUGCACAGAGGUGGUUGAUUUCCAUGGAUGAAAAUGAACGUUAAAAAUGAAAGUGAAACGAUAGAAAGUUUUGCAGUGUACAGACGCUAUCAGAAUGAUAUUUAUUCAUAGCUAUAACAUGUUCCAUCCCAUUCAUUUACUGCA